Molecule: messenger RNA, 747 nt
Organism: Blastomyces dermatitidis ER-3
Lineage: Eukaryota; Fungi; Ascomycota; Eurotiomycetes; Onygenales; Ajellomycetaceae
Exons: 3
Coding region: 1-747 (248 amino acids)
Source: RefSeq, a predicted model, not a curated record
AUGGCCGAGAAUAAUUCUCCCCCUAUGUACACCGACACGCCGUUGGCCAUAAUUCCAACGCCAAAGUUUCAAACUGGCAAUAGGCUUCCCCCAUGGCCCUCAGCCACAACGCGUUCAUCCGCGGCUUCAACAGCAUCUACCAACAGGCCCCUCGUCUCCAGAAGGCUACCGACAAGUGACUUUGUCGGCUAUUGCCAGGCUUGGAUUGAAUGCGUCAAGACCCAUCACCACUAUGAAGAGACAGAGUUGUUCCCUAACAUCAACAAGGCGGCUGGCACGACUGGAUUGACGGAGGAUGCUGUGCAAGAGCAUGGGUUGUUUUAUGCGGGGAUGGAUCGCAUGAAGGCUUAUCUCGAUGAAAAAAGCGCUGAGUUCUCCGCCGCUGAGCUGAUUGCUAUUCUGGAGUCGUUUAAGGAGCCGCUGCACAAUCAUCUGAAGGCCGAGCCACCUGCCAUUGUGGAUUUGGCGAGGUAUAGCACGGAGCAGAACCCUAUAGACAUCGUAGCUAUCGCCGCCGCUGCUGGCAAGAAACAAAUUAACUUUGGCUUCUUCCUACACACGGUCCCUGUCAUCUUCUUGAAUAUGGAAACGGCCACUUUCGAAGGUGGCAUGUGGCACGGAGUUUUCCCGCCUCUUAAGGGUUUGGCUAGAACCUCGGUGAACAAUGUUGUGCCAAUGUGGCACUCCAGUAGAUGGCGCCUUGCCAGCUGCACUCCGGAGGGAGAAUACAAACAGCUGGCUGUUUAA